Molecule: messenger RNA, 240 nt
Organism: Macrosiphum euphorbiae (potato aphid)
Lineage: Eukaryota; Metazoa; Arthropoda; Insecta; Hemiptera; Aphididae
Source: the annotation of a GenBank genome assembly
AUGUUUUCAGUUUGCGGUCAUGUAUUAGUUCUAAACUAUUUGGAGGAUUCGUUGAAAAAUUCAAGUGAAUUUAAGGCAUACCGGUGUCAUACGUUAAGCGAUUGCGAGAAAAAAAUCGUUGAUGACAAAGAACCAACUAUUAAUAUGGACAUAUACAUGCCAAAUUCAACCAGAGGAUUGUAUUCCAUAAUACCAUGUAAAAAGAAUUUCAAAAUGUACUCACGUUUCUUCUUACAAUAA